Trematosphaeria pertusa is the source of this 504-nucleotide messenger RNA. RefSeq lists its product as uncharacterized. Lineage: Eukaryota; Fungi; Ascomycota; Dothideomycetes; Pleosporales; Trematosphaeriaceae. Bases 115 to 381 code for a protein of 88 amino acids. The transcript has a single exon. The record is from RefSeq and is a predicted model, not a curated record.
AUUCGAUAUACCCGGCGUUAUGACGAACAGCGCUAACGCGAUACUCACCCUAGGGUGCUCGAUAAAUACAACAACGGCAUCCAGGACGAAGCUAAGAAGCUCAAGUCGCCAGAGAUGGAUUACACAGACCCCGACUCCGGCGAGACCUAUAAAGUCUGGGACAGCAACAAGAUGGCCAACGAUAUCAUCGACCAUCCAGACCUCAAGGAGAGCAGGAAGAAUGAGCUAUUAGACAAAAUCAUCGAAUAUUCAACCGAGUACGAGACGAAGAAGAGCCUGUCCGAGAAGCCCAAUUCAAGCGGCGCGACGCAUUAUCGUGAUAUCACGGCUGCGCAGGCGAUUGCAAGUAGGCUCAAGGGUCCUCCGGAUGCAUGCUCUUGAGGUGGGAGAUCGACGGAGUGAAGACUUAGGAUGUGGGCCCAUACUUUGGGGUUGAGAAUGGGUUGUAGUUUUGUGUUUGUAGCCUAGGAUAUAUGGCGUAGCGCAUUAGAAGUUGAAGUGCCA